CGCGCGUGGACCGCGUUCUUCUGCAGUCCGCUGAACUCGCCCGUCUCUCCUGCGGCGGAGCCGCCCCCCAGGGGCGCGGGAAACACCCCCGCGUUGGUGAACAGUUUGUUGACUUCGCUGUGCAACAUUUCGCCCUUCAGGACCACUGCGAGAAUAGUGACUGCGAAGGCCUCCAGGUGGCGCUUCACGAGGGGCAGUUUGGAAGACAGCGCAGCCAAACGUGGCGCGGGCGCGGGAAACACCCCCGCGUUGGUGAACAGUUUGUUGACUUCGCUGUGCAACAUUUCGCCCUUCAGGGGGCAGACUUGUUCACGCACUACAUCGCUGGCAAACCCUUGGCCGACUGCAGCGUUUCCGUUUUGAGCGGAGCUCUUUUAUCCGCCGAUUUGUUGUUGGAGGUUUUGAAUGUUUCCAGAGACCUCAACAUUCGGCGCGAGCUGGUGCUUCAACUCUCCCGCAUGAGGCAAAGGCUUCUCUGCGGACCAAUUCAGCGUUUUCUGCGGUCGGGCGCGGGAAACACCCCCGCGUUGGUGAACAGUUUGUUGACUUCGCUGUGCAACAUUUCGCCCUUCUUUAGGGGCGCGGGAAACACCCCCGCGUUGGUGAACAGUUUGUUGACUUCGCUGUGCAACAUUUCGCCCUUCCUGCAGGUCCACCGCUUCAUCUGUUCUGACGUCCUUCGGUUCAGUUUGACUCUGCAGUACUGCCGGGAAAUUGCCAAAACAACUACUGAGGGGCCCAAGCGCCUAUCUGCUGCCUCUGCUGCAGCAGAAGUUCCUGAGGCCCUGCGGGGUGAAAUCGAGGAUGGAGACUUCCCAGCAGAUGAGCUAGCGGUGUUUCUGCUUUUCGGCAUCCCCGCGCGCAUUUUCUCUGGGGACUUUUCAGCGGCCACGAGAAGCCUGCGGGCUCUCACUCUAAGUGAAAUGGGUUGGUAUUUAAUUAGGGUUUAG
Messenger RNA from Eimeria necatrix, 950 nucleotides. RefSeq lists its product as hypothetical. The record is from RefSeq and is a predicted model, not a curated record. Lineage: Eukaryota; Apicomplexa; Conoidasida; Eucoccidiorida; Eimeriidae. The annotation marks the transcript as partial. The transcript is spliced from 11 exons.